This is a messenger RNA of Saccostrea echinata, 3079 nucleotides long. Its product is annotated as glycerol-3-phosphate acyltransferase 1, mitochondrial-like. Gene Ontology annotation, cellular component: mitochondrial membrane. The coding region runs from base 108 to 2702 and encodes 864 amino acids. The transcript is spliced from 22 exons. The record is from RefSeq and is a predicted model, not a curated record. Lineage: Eukaryota; Metazoa; Mollusca; Bivalvia; Ostreida; Ostreidae.
CAGUUAGUGAGUUGCCGACUGACGGCAAUAUUUACGGACUAUGAGUUAAUAUACGAUGGAUGGUUGAUAAAGAUGACAAUGUGAGGUAGAAAGGGACUGAUAGAACCAUGACGUCCCCUAAAGCAAACAAUCCCCUCACCCCAAAUAUGCAGGCAGUAUUUGCCAAGUGGGAGGGGCGUGGUCCAAGAAUGAGGGAUGGAGAUGCAAGGACUGAGAGUCAGAUUAAAUGGGACCAGGUUGGGCAACUAGCUGAGAAAAUAACACAAGAGGGAAGAGCCAAGUGGAGAGAACGUUAUGGAGAUAGUAUCCAGCCAGCCACACACAGGCGAGCUAAACAAAGAAACAGAAGACAGGCAGCUCUAACUAUGGAGGAGGUAACGAACAAUGCAAUAGCUGAGUUUAAGAGUAAACCCAUGAUCACAGCAGAGAAUUUGCUUGUCACUCGACCCUACAUGGGAAAUGUUUGCUCCUGUAUGCCUAACAGUCAGGUGGAUUUCAGUACGGUGGAGGCUGUAAAAAUGGGAUUUAGGAAUAUUCUGGAUUUAGAAAUGAGGGGAAGAAAUUGGAAAGAGAAAUAUUUUGCUAACAUUGUGUAUGCUGUAAGAAGGCGGACAAAAUAUGUUUACCCAGAUGUCAGUUCAUCUGUCCUAAACCAUCCUAGGGUUAAUGAAGCAAUAUGCCAGGAAGAUGCUGAAUAUACAGAUGAUAAAAAAAGAGUAAUAAGUUCAGAGAAGAGAGCAAAGAGGAUCUUAGAUGUGAUGAAAUCCACCAUUACAGGAAAAAUAUCAGGGAUUGUUGCUUGGAUUCUGACAAAGAUUUUUCCCUCAAUUUUACGUGCAAUAUUGGUUCACAAAGGCCAAAUAGAUGUUGUCAAAAAAGCUUCUGAGAGAGGUGUUCCUGUGAUCUAUCUACCACUUCACCGCAGUCACCUAGAUUAUGUCCUGAUGACCUUCAUCUUCUGGCAUUACAAGAUUCAGAGUCCUUAUGUUGCAGCCGGAAUUAACCUGAACAUUCCAUUCUUUGGACCAUUCAUGAAGAGUCUUGGUGGAUUCUUUAUUCGUAGAAAACUUGAUAAAAGCAAUGGGAAGAAAGAUAUGCUGUAUAGGUCUAUUUUGCACAUUUAUAUUGAAGAAUUAUUGAGAAAUGGUCAGAGUAUGGAAUUUUUCUUGGAAGGAGGUCGGAGCCGAUCUGGAAAAUCUUACCCUCCGAAAGCUGGCCUCCUGUCUGUCAUACAAGGAACACUUUGCAGUGGACUUGUAGAGGAUGUAUACAUUGUUCCUGUUAGUAUCAAUUACGAGAAGUUGAUGGAUGGAAAUUUUAGUACAGAGCAACUGGGACUGGCAAAGAAGCCAGAAACGUUUUUUGGAGCUGUAAGAGCUUUACUUAAAGUUUGCAGAACACAUUAUGGAAGUGUCCGAGUUGAUUUCUGCAAGCCUUUUUCUCUCAAGGAAUACCUGCAAAAUACUCAGUCUUGCCAAUCUAGUGUUCAAGGGAGUGAACCUAACUCAGAAGGGGAGCUCUCUGCAGAUUCGGACCUAUCUACCUCGCCUGUGAUACGGAGACAAGGGAGUGUCUCCUCUCUGUAUGGUUCUGACAUAGGGAAUGACAACAGACAAAUUGUUCAAGAUCUUGCAGAACACAUCACUUACACAAGCACAAACAGUACAGCGCUGAUGAGUACCAAUCUCCUGGCAUUCCUUUUGCUGAAAAAACACAGACAGGGAGUGAAGAAAAGUCAGCUAGCAUUAGAUUUGGAGUGGUUGAUUUCAGAAUUGAAAGUUCGUCAGAGGGACGUAGGAUUUACAGGGGAGGCGGAGACAGUGAUUCAAUCUGCCAGUCUUCUGUUGGGGGAACAUUUAAUAACAAGAACAAUGGAACCAGAUUCUACUGUAGAAUUUUACAAAGCCAGUAGUGAAUUACCUGCCAUUGUGGAGCUGAGUUACUAUAGUAAUGCUGUAUUGUCAGCCUUCCUACUGGAGAGUGUGAUAUCCUGUGCCAUUAUUUAUUGUUGUGAUGUGUCACUUGACAACACUCCUGGACACGAGACCUGCUCAGCAACCAGAGAGGAGGUUCUAGAAACUGCCAUAGAAAUUUGUCAGCUGCUUCAAUAUGAAUUCAUAUUUGUCUCGCCAUGCAAACAAUUGGAGGAGGCCCUUGGAGAUGAACUUGAUCAGAUGAUAAGCAUGGAAGUUGUUCAAGUCAAGGAAAUGCUUUGUGAUGACCAGUACAGUAUGUAUGAGAAGGGCUGGGCCCAGAGACUCUCUAACACUAUGGCCUGGAGGGAUGAAGAGGAAGAUGAGGAGGAGAACUUUACUUUCCAGCAGACUUGUCAGGUUAACACAAACAGAGCAGAUUGUAUGGAGAAGUUGAAGUUUUAUCAUCAGAUACUGGCACCGUUUAUAGAGUCUUACUGUAUAACAGCCUGUCAGAUAAGCAAAUGCCUGCACACUCAGCUUCUGGAGAGUGAAUUUAUCCACAUUAUUCACUCAGAAGCUAAAAGGAGGGUCCAUGAAAAACUGGCAUCAAAUGAGGAGAGUGUUGUCCUAGAUUCUUUGAAGAACUCCCUGAAGUCUUUCAGUGACAUGAAAAUUAUCGACAUUUACUGUGUAGGAAAUCUAAGAAUGGUGGAACUUCAUGAUCAUUUUGAAGUGAAAGAAAAACUCGAUAAAUAUGUAGAGCUGCUUGAAAUCUUGAAGGGUUAACUUUAAUAUUGACUUAAGAGUGUGGGAUUCUUUGGAUUUCUGAAUUUUGAAGUGUAGUAAUAGUACAUGUGCAGUGAUGGUUGUAUGUAUUAAUUCAGGGAGUUUAUGUAUGAAAUAACUGUUACAAUAUGACAAAUCCAUGGUUGUUACGUGUUAGUAUGGAUAGAAAUAUCAUAUUCAUGCAUCAUUUAAAUUGACUGAAAGACAGUGAAAGCAUGAAUUUUGAUAAACAGUGUUGGAAAGCAGAAUGAUGUCAGAGGCCUUUAUAAUGAUGACAGAGGCCUUUAUGGUUCUGUUGAUGCCGAUACCCUUAGGAGGGUUUAAAUGUGUACAUGACUGUGUGUAUUUCUCUAUUAAAUUACUUUGUUACAAAGAAA